AUGGAAAUAUCCCGCUUCAUCGAGGCAUUUCGGUCCUUGGAUACGACUCUCGAUCGACGACAUGCCCUGGACACGUUAGUAGGAGAGCUGACAUCUCACGAGUGGCGCGCUUUGCAUGCCAUUCUCAGUCAACAUACCUUUCCGUUUGACAUUGUCGGUCAACUCCCCCAUGAAAUCGUCGCUCUAAUAGUCGGCUAUUUGGACAUUGCCCAGCCCUACUCUCUGCAGCGCGUAUCGAGACGAUGGCAGUCCAUCAUGGAAAGCCUCGCUGUACGCAAGGUAGGCCUUCACAACUGGUAUCGCGAUACCAUGUCUCUUCAUCAUCUCGAUUCUGCAACCUGUACACGAAUGGCCCAGAGGAUCCACGCAUUCCGCACCGGCAAACCAUGCAGUCACUUCAUGAUUGAAUUUGAUCGGUCCAUCGUGUCCCCGACCCUGGUCGAGGAUACGCUCCUAUGGAUUCCAGAAGAUCAUCCAUAUGACGGUACACGCUUAGGAGAUUGCAUCUGUCUACUAAACUUGCGCUCAUGGAACUUCCGGAAAUUGAGAGGAGAUGCGCGAGAACAAGUGCACUCUUUUACAGCCUCAGAAGACAUUGUUGCUUUGAUGACAUUUACGCACAAGUGUUAUGUCUGGGAGCUUCAUGGGGAAGGUUUCAAGCAAUUCAAGGUGCCAAGUCAAGAUUAUCUCAAGACUGCAACUUGCCGCGAACGCACUGUUGCAUGCGCUGCCGUGGGUGCUGAGAAGACAUCUGUCUACAUCUGGCACUUUGACAGUCAACAUGGGCAGACUUUUGUAAUCGAAACGAACCCUCAGAUUCCAGACGACGUGGAACUCGGCCCUCCUUAUUAUGACUAUAUUGAAGCAAAGGAAUUUCUAGUACGGUCCACUCGGCUUCUACUUCAGCCCAAGACGUCUAGCAUCAUAAUUAUCACUCACGCCUGGGCCUGUAAUGUAAUGGCAAAGAUUCAGCCUGGGUCUCGCACGUUUGGGCUUCAGAGGGCGCUCCAACUCGGCCCUAUAGUCAGCAGUCGGUUCAGCUAUGACGGAGUGUGUCUCGAUCGCUCUUCCCUACCUCUUGACUCCCAUUUUCUGGAGAUAAGAUUGAUCUGUGAUUACAGGAAGAACUACGGCCUUGUCCCAGUCGAUCAACAGGGCCAUUUCACCCUCGAAGUGGCUUGUGAUGGCCCGGAAGACGAGAAGCGACGGCAAGAGUAUGAUGAACAUUUCGACCAAGACCUGGAGCUCUGGGUAGAGUUUGACGAACAUCUGAACAGAUUCAAUCCCACUAGCGAACGAUCAUGGAGUCCUUCUUCGACAGGGUGGUGGAAUGAUGUCUACUUCAAACCUGGAGAGCCGUACGUUCAAAACAUCCCUGACAGCAUGAUGUACAUGGCCACGGAUGCAUAUAUGGUCGGCAAUACAAGUGGAUAUGAACAGCAUUUCCUCUCUAUUCCGAGGCCUGGGAAAAGAUUCCGUCCCGGCCGUGACGACUAUCGCGCAUGCAGCAAUGGUAGCUAUCUCGUACGCAGUUUCGACAGUGCAGCUGUAGUCUAUUGUUUUGACGAGAGUAAUGACCGACCUAAAGAAGAUGGGCCUUUCUUUACCGAAGGUGUCUUCUUGACUUUGGAUACUAGUGUACGGUCUGAACCAUAUAAUUAUAAGAAAUGGGAAACGUAG
Messenger RNA from Plenodomus lingam JN3, 1680 nucleotides. The record is from RefSeq and is a predicted model, not a curated record. NCBI's taxonomy places the organism in Eukaryota, Fungi, Ascomycota, Dothideomycetes, Pleosporales, Leptosphaeriaceae.